AUGCUCGUCUUGAAAAAAACGAUUGUACUAUGUGCUUUCAUGCUGCUGAAUGCCAACUCGGCACUGGGAAAGGCACUUCGAAAUGUUGAACGGAAGAAGGGCGGAAGAGACCUAAUGUUUGGAGCUGAUGCCGCAUCAGCAAAUGCCGAGUUAGAAAACCAAUGGGAAAAUUUUGCAGUGCAACAGCAGAUGAGUAUUCCUACCACUAUGGCUCCGGUUGUCCCAACUGUGCCACCCACUGUUGCACCUACGCCCACUCCACCACCUACAACCGAAGCAGAAACUGCACCUCCAACCACUCCGCCUACAACCCCCAACCCCACAACUGCCCCGGACCCCACAACUGCCCCAAACCCCGGUCCAACUCCUCCUCCAACACCAGCACCAACUCCAAAUCCUACUACACCUCCACCAACUCCAAAUCCUACUACGCCUCCACCAACUGGCCCAGCUUCGCUUUUCCUCGACGAAGAUGAUGUUUUUAAUGAGUUUUCACUUGCUGAAUGUCAAGGAGACUGUGACGAUGAUUCCGAUUGCGAAUUUGGUCUCAUUUGCUUUCAACGUGAUCUAGGAACCACGGACGUUCCAGGAUGUCUCGGAAAUGCCGACGAAGUUGGUGAUGGCUUUGAUGAUUUCUGUAUCGCCCCUCAAACCGAAGAUACGCUUGUUAUCGUGGGCGAUGAGGGCUUCCCUGCUUCUGCGUUCCCUCUUGGCAAGUGCCAGGGAGAUUGCGACAUAGAUGACGAUUGCGCUGAAGGGCUCACGUGCUUUGAUCGUGUUGGUGAUGAAAUCGUUCCAGGAUGCAUUGGAUUCGGAGGAUCAACCUGGGACUACUGUUUUGACCCAACCGCAACCGACAAAGAACUCAACUUUGUUGGGCUUCCAGAUCCACAAUGGGACUAUUUUGAACUAAACCAAUGCGAAGGAGAUUGCGAUUUCGACUCUGACUGUGGGAUCGGUUUGAUAUGUUGGCAGAGAAAUUCAGGGGACGAUGGCGUUGUACCCAGUUGUACUGGAGAUGCAAACACUAUUGAAACUGGAGCCGAAGAUUAUUGUGCUAUCCGUCCAUCUCCUACUUACCUGUCGAGUGUAUAUGAUCAUUUCGAAGGUGCAAAUCAAGGAGCAUUCCCAAUUGGCCUUUGUUCUGGAGACUGUGACUUUGACUCUGACUGCGAAGGGGAUUUGAUUUGCUACUAUCGAGCCGAAUUUGAUCCAGUUCCUGGAUGCGAAGGAGAAGGAGAGAUAAACUUCGAUUACUGCGUUCCACCAGAUACUCCAGACAAGGCACUCGAGUUUGUUGGUGAUGAAGAAAACGGUUACUAUGAAUUGAAGGAAUGCGAAGGAGAUUGCGACUUCGACUCUGAUUGCGAUCUUGGACUUGUUUGCUUCCAACGCAAUGCUGGCGACGAUGGUGUUGUUCCCGGAUGCGAUGGAAAUGCUAACGAUCUCGCUACUGGUGGCGAAGACUUUUGCAUCAAGAGACCAUCGGACACCUACCUCAUCAGUGCCUUCGAUGAUGUCGAUCUCGCAGAUUUUGGACUCUACCCUCUCCCCAAUUGUGCUGGAGACUGUGAUACUGACGUGGAUUGCGCAGAAGGACUGACGUGCUUUACCAGGCUUGGAACGGGUGAUGUACCAGGGUGCGAAGGUGAAGGAGAAGAAGAUUUCGACUAUUGUAUCACCCCAUAG
Cylindrotheca closterium is the source of this 1689-nucleotide messenger RNA. NCBI's taxonomy places the organism in Eukaryota, Bacillariophyta, Bacillariophyceae, Bacillariales, Bacillariaceae. The record is from the annotation of a GenBank genome assembly.